Messenger RNA from Saccharomyces mikatae IFO 1815, 2175 nucleotides. It is a transcript of the gene BCH1, whose product is annotated as exomer complex subunit. Lineage: Eukaryota; Fungi; Ascomycota; Saccharomycetes; Saccharomycetales; Saccharomycetaceae. The coding region runs from base 1 to 2175 and encodes 724 amino acids. The transcript has a single exon. The record is from RefSeq and is a predicted model, not a curated record. Gene Ontology annotation, cellular component: exomer complex. Gene Ontology annotation, molecular function: protein binding. Gene Ontology annotation, biological process: Golgi to plasma membrane transport.
AUGUUGUCGCAAACCUCCAUACCAGAAGUGAAGGAAGACGUGAUAGGUUACGCGCUGCAGCAGAGGAGAGCCAGGGUAGGCCAAUUCCAAGAUUUAGGUCCGCCUGAUUUGAUUACUUUGAUCAAAUCGUUACCUUCAUCCUCGAGCACCACGACUGCUACUGCUUCCGCCAACGAUAGUGGGACUGGUUCUAACAUCAAUGGUCAAGACCCUACAACUAUAGUUACGGAGUUGCAUUCUCACGAUAAAUUAAAGGGACAGAUCGGUACUUUUUUCUACUGCAUGGGAAUAGACACUUCAGACCCAACCUCAAUUACAAUCUUCGCCAAAAAGAUAACUGAUCUUUUCUUAGACACGCCCCAAGUUUGGUUUGGCAAGAAGAAGCACUUUCACGUCUCGAAGAUUUCGAUCAGUUCUUGGAAUGCCUUUAGAAAAUAUGAUGUUAAUAUUAUUGUUCAUAUUCCGGGGACUGUGCAAACGUAUAUUAUAAAUAACGACGGUGAACAAUCGCAGCUUCCCUCCCUGACGGAAACCUCAUCUGGCCGCAAUUCACAGGAUGCGAAUGUAAAUAUGAUUUGGGUGGAAACUUUUAUGAGUGGUAUCGUACGUGAUAUUAUGCUUAUGAAAGAUAACCGCGCAGAUGGAGAAUCACAAAAUUUGGUGGAAACGCUAGUUUUCAAUCCAUUAACCUCUGGUGAAUUGGAAGAUGUGGCUACAAACUUUAUCAGGUUAUUUCCCUUAGUUUAUGAGAGAGGUAUUUAUUUAGACGCACCCACUCAUAUUUUAAAUCCUUCGUUAACCAAUAACUAUUUGGUCGAAACUUUAGUUGAAAUAGUUCGAUUAACUAAUAGUUUGGAGGCAUGUCGUAAAAUGCUUGAGGGAUUAAUAGAAACUCAUCCAGAAGCAGUAAUCAUUCUCAUCCGUGUUUACUUUGCAUGUGAUUUGGAGGUAGAUGCGGUUGAUCUGAUCAAUGAGCAAUUAAAUUCUUCAUCUUCGUUCUUAGUUGAUGAUUCGAAGACGAGCCAUAUUCAGUUGAUCUUCAAAUCCGAACUUCUGAGCAUUCAAAGUGAGUUUUUACUGGAGGUCAAGAGAGAUUAUAAACUUGCUAGAGAGGUAGCCAUAGAGGCUGUGAAUUGUGCACCAAACGAAUUUAAAACUUGGUACUUAUUGACUAAAAUAUACAUCAAAUUGAACGAUAUGACAAAUGCUUUGUUAUCGCUAAAUGCAUGCCCAAUGUCUCAGGUUAAGGAAAAGUAUGUGCUGAGAAGAAUUGCACCUAUUACCUCCGACGAAAAUCUCCACUUGCCAUUACCAUUGGAUGCCUCGAUUGAGGAAAUUUCGUCGUUGAACCCCAUGGAUGUGCAAUUGGAACAAAAAUCUGCUGACCCAAACUUAGUCAAUCUCUCAGCAUCAAGUUUAAAAUCUACUUUCCAACUAGCCUAUAGAUUAUUAACCGAAAUUGUUCAAGUAACAGGAUGGGAACAACUUUUAAAGUAUAGAUCAAAGAUUUUUGUCAUGGAAGAUGAGUAUCAAGGCUCUACUUCCUCUAUUGAUGAAACAGAUACACAUGGUAAUGAGAUGUUUAAAAUGAGAUCCAAGAGGUUGUGCGAAAGAUGGUUGGAUAAUCUUUUUAUGCUAUUAUACGAGGACUUGAAGACUUACACGGAUUGGCAAUCAGAGCAAUUGUAUUUUGAUGCCCAAAACAGCAAAUAUCAUAAACUAACUGUGGAAUGGGAACUAUUCGGUCUUUGCGCAAAAAGACUGGGACAUCUUCCCGAAGCUGCAAAGGCUUUCCAAAUAGGGCUUUCUCAAAGAUUUUCUCCAGUGUGUGCAAAGAACCUACUGGAAUUUUACAUUAAUGAAAAUAAACGUAUUAGAAGGGAUUCUAUCUCAGAAAACUCUGAAUUGACUUCUUCUCAAAUACUCUCAAGUAUCAAUGACUUGGACAGCUCGAUCAUCGAUUUAGUCGUCAAGAUUUGCUGCUGGAACCAUCGUUGGUACAUUGAGUUCUCAAUAAUGCUAAUAGAUGCUUUAAGUGUUGUGGUUCAGGACAUGGGCAUUACCAAAGUGCAUAAUGAAAUUGCUUCUAGAUUCACUGAUCCGGUGGCUCAAUUGGUUGACGAUAACAUUCUGAAUUUUUUAAAGAAUUUUACAAAUGACACUUUUGAUAACUGA